AUGCGGUACAUUUACUCCGAGGAACGGCUGCCAAUUCCCGAGAAUGUGAAGGUUCACAUUCGCUCGCGAGUUGUGACCGUUGAGGGACCCCGAGGCAAGCUCGUCAAGGACCUCUCCCACAUUGCCGUCACCUUCCGCCGCCCCGAGAACAAUGUCAUCUCCAUCGAGAUGCACCACGGUGUCCGCAAGGGCAUCGCUACCCUGCGUACCGUUCGCACCCUUAUCAACAACUUGAUCAUUGGUGUCACCCGGGGCUUCAAGUACAAGAUGCGCUACGUCUACGCUCACUUUCCCAUCAACGUCAACAUUGAGAAGAACUCCGAGACUGGCCAGUUUGAGGUUGAGAUCAGAAACUUCCUGGGUGAGAAGAUCGUUCGUCGUGUCACCGCCCAGCCCGGUGUCGAGGUCGCCACCUCCACCAACGUUAAGGAUGAGCUCCUGCUCACCGGUAACUCCCUGGAGGCUGUCUCCCAGAGCGCUGCCGACAUCCAGCAGAUCUGCAGAGUCCGUAACAAGGAUAUCCGGAAGUUCCUUGACGGUCUGUACGUUUCGGAGAGAGGCAACAUUGUUGAGGAAUAG
Molecule: messenger RNA, 579 nt
Organism: Aspergillus udagawae
Lineage: Eukaryota; Fungi; Ascomycota; Eurotiomycetes; Eurotiales; Aspergillaceae
Product: 60S ribosomal protein uL6
Exons: 5
Coding region: 1-579 (192 amino acids)
Biological process (GO): cytoplasmic translation
Cellular component (GO): cytosolic large ribosomal subunit; ribosome
Molecular function (GO): rRNA binding; structural constituent of ribosome
Source: RefSeq, a predicted model, not a curated record